Rotaria sp. Silwood1 is the source of this 723-nucleotide messenger RNA. Lineage: Eukaryota; Metazoa; Rotifera; Eurotatoria; Philodinida; Philodinidae. The record is from the annotation of a GenBank genome assembly.
AUGACACAUUAUCCUCAUCAAGAUCUUCGUCUCCCACAUAUUCAUUCCUUUUCAAUAUCAAAACAAAAAGCCUCAUCUCGUCAUGAUCGAUUUUUUCGUUUACCAACAACUAUUGCUCAAAAUGAUCCAGUUUUACGACCUCUUUAUAGUGUCAUAUCUCUAGUUCUCGAUGAUCAUCCAUAUCCGUCAACACGAGAAGAAUUUCAUCGUCGUACAUAUGAAAUUCAACAAAAUGUUCGAGACUUAAAUCUUUCUCCAGUUAAACAGAAAUUUCUUCAUCGUCUUAUAACUGAAACUAGUGUUACUUUAGUCGAUCUAUGGCAAGGUUCUCAUGUCGUUACACUCGAUCAUGGUCAUUUAUAUAAUACAUGGUCGCAAUCAUCAUCAGCUCAUCCACGUUUUUCGUCUCAUUAUCGCGACGUGCCUUUACAACAAUAUGGCAUUAAUUUUCGAGAUCAUCAAUUACUAUUUGGAAAAACUUCAUUACGUGGUUCGACAUGGUUUCAAAUGGAAGCACAUGGGUUUGAUGCAAAUGACAUUUUUGAUGAUCCAGAUUUAAUUAUUAAUCAUGGACAAGAUUUUUUAAAAUAUCGUGUUCAUCAAAUGAAUGUUGGUCCAUUUGGUUUUUCACCUCAUACAGAAAUGAAGAAUCCAAUAAUACGUCCUUAUGAACCAUUACAUACUAAAAGAAAACGAAAGCAUAAACGUUUUCUAACUGAUUAA